GGGCGUUACGUUUGAGAUGCAACUGAAAGCCAGCUGUACAAACGUAAACAUUAGAAGUCGAAAUCGCACGCAAAAUUAGUCACAAAAAUUAAAAUUCGUCGAAUUUUAGCGUAAAUUUCAUAGUUUUCAGCCGUACUUAUCGUCCGUUCAGUGUAAUCGUGUCCGAAAAUGGUGCAUUAUUGAAAAAUUUCUCUGUGGGGAAGAAAAAUCCACACUGCAGCCGGAGAGUGAGCUGCAUCUGGCUGCCCCAAGCCUUUCCGGAUUACCGAAAGAGAUCUCCCGCAAACGAGGUGGACGCAAGUGGAAAUUCAAGCAAUACCCCGCAUUGAUUUGCCUCUAGACCACCACGAAAAUGAUUACCCUGACGCGAAAGAAAAAGGAAUCCAACAGCAGCUCGAUAGCGGACUCGACCAAGCGCAUUUCGAUACGGGAGUUUCUGCUGGUGAAGGAAGUGCAGGAAUUGGAGCAGAACCUACAGAGCACCUGUAAGAUUAGUUUUCAGGAUCCGAACGUGCUAAGUGAUUUCACGCUGGUCAUUACACCGAACGAAGGGUUCUGGCAGGGCGGCCGGUUCAAGUUCAGUAUUCAUGUGCCCGAAGAGUAUAAUAUGGCGCCCCCGAAGGUGAAAUGUCUGACCAAGCUGUGGCACCCGAACAUUUCUGUCGAGGGGGACAUCUGCCUAUCGCUGCUCAGGCUGAACUCGAUAGACGGCCUUGGGUGGGCCCCAACACGUCGGUUAAAGGACGUCAUCUGGGGCCUCAAUUCACUAUUCACUGACCUGCUUAAUUUCGACGACCCGCUCAACAUCGAAGCAGCGGAACAGUACUCCAAGGACAAGGACAAAUUCCAGGCCAAGGUGCGGGAGUAUGUGUCGGCGUACGCGCGGAGAUAAUCCUGUACUAGUGGGGGAGUGGGCGAGUGAGAGAUUCCAGGACGAGUGUGUGAUAACAAAGCAACAUUAUAGGCGACAAAAAACAGGAGAAUUGAACGCGACAGUAACCAUUAGGGACAGCCACCAGCAGAAACAGUCAAAUUCUAUCUUUGUCUUCGAUUUUAUUAUUUAGUGAAAAACAAACAAUAGAAAUCUGCGUCUCGUACAGUUUUUUUUAGUAAAUUUUAUGCGUUUAUUUAGAGCCAGACAGUACAAGCUACUGACGAUUGAUAUUUUUUUAUUUCAUUUAGGCCUGUCAAAUGAACAAUUUUAGCAGAAGUCAUUUCCAAUUGUGUUUAGCAUGUUUUAUUUUCAUAUUGUAAUUACGUAUACUCAUUCUAGCGAUCUAACUUAAUCAAGAAGAAACUGAUAAUAGAGUAAUAAUAGCUGUAAUAAACUAUUUCAAAGAUCAA
This is a messenger RNA of Aedes albopictus (Asian tiger mosquito), 1344 nucleotides long. Its product is annotated as NEDD8-conjugating enzyme UBE2F. NCBI's taxonomy places the organism in Eukaryota, Metazoa, Arthropoda, Insecta, Diptera, Culicidae. The transcript is spliced from 3 exons. The record is from RefSeq and is a predicted model, not a curated record. Bases 353 to 892 code for a protein of 179 amino acids.